Messenger RNA from Panicum hallii, 1551 nucleotides. Its product is annotated as E3 ubiquitin-protein ligase RFI2-like. Gene Ontology annotation, molecular function: ubiquitin-protein transferase activity. The coding region runs from base 1 to 1305 and encodes 434 amino acids. The record is from RefSeq and is a predicted model, not a curated record. Lineage: Eukaryota; Viridiplantae; Streptophyta; Magnoliopsida; Poales; Poaceae. The transcript has 6 exons.
AUGGGCGUCGGUGCGGAGCCCAAGGAUGACGCGGCAGCCGCCGGGUCUGCGGCGGCGGCGGAGGGCGGCCGGGGCGGCACGGAGGAGAAGGCGGCCGCGGUGUCCUGCUCGAUCUGCCUCGAUGCGGUGCUCGCCGCCGCCGGGGAGAGGUCCACCGCCAGGCUGCAGUGCGGCCACGAGUUCCACCUAGACUGCAUUGGAUCAGCAUUUAAUGCCAAAGGGGUUAUGCAAUGCCCCAAUUGCCGCAAAAUUGAGAAAGGGAAUUGGCUUUUUGCAAACGGUUCCCGAUCUGCACAUGAUGUCAACAUGGACGAGUGGGCUCAUGAUGAAGACCUUUAUGACGUUACCUACUCAGAAAUGCCAUUUCGCUUCCAUUGGUGCCCAUUCGGUCGCUUAGCACAACUCCCAUCUUUAUUUGAGGAAGGAGAGUCAUCACCUCCAGUUACUUUUCAUGACUUCAUGGGACAGCAUGUGUUUACCGAGCAAGUAGCUGUAUCUGCUGCACCAGGGACAACUCAUCCUUGCCCAUAUGUGGCAUACUUGCAUCCUCUACCACCGCUGACAUCAUCGUCAAGCUCCCAUGUCCCUGAGAGAACAAUGGAUCGUCCAGCAUACCAUGAUCAUUGGAACCCCCUGGCCGGGCCAUCAGAUGUUAGGCCCAUGCAAACAGUGCAACCUUCUGAUUUCCAUCAUAACCAUUGGGCACACAUGCCCCAUUCCUAUGCUCAGCCCAACAGCAGUAAUGAGCAGCCAGGAAUCCCUUUUGGGACAAGGGCUGCACGGGUUGAUGGUGAUAGCCAGCGUCGAACAUCUGUUGUUUCUCCAUCGUACUUCAGUAACGGGUCUGGUUCUAGAUCUAGAGCUCCCAAUGUUCCUCCACUGAUGCCUCAAUUCAUGAGGGCUCAUGGCAGCAUCAGCGAACAGUACCAGCAGAAUUCAUCAUCUAGCCUAUUUGCUGGGGCUCAUAGGUCAGGAGGCAUGCGGCCUGCCCCAGCACCUCUACCAGAGAACCCCACAUUUUCCUUGUUCCCACCGGGUUCGUCUGGCCAUAAUUCAAUGGAGACUGAUGAUGUGGGAGGAAGCCGGUUCUACGCCUGGGAGCGCGACCGGUUCGCCCCUUACCCAUUGAUGCCGGUGGACUGUGAGACGAGCUGGUGGACCUCACAGCAGUCGCACAGCACAUCAGAGCCCGCAUCUGCACCAAGGAGACUAUUUGGGCAAUGGCUUGGCGUCGGCAGGUCAUCCCCUGAAAACAGAUCGCCUGAGGGCUCUUCAUAUCGGCAAUUGCACUCACCUCGGAUGUAGACCCUGCUGCGAGAAUCCAAGUUAAUUUGGAAUCCGAGUUGCUUGUAAGAAACGAUGGGAAAACCCAUUGUAUUAAAUUAAGCUGGGCUGCGCCGUAAACUUUGUGACUAUUUGAGGGGCCAGAAACAGGAAAUGACCCGGCUGAGAGGAUUUGAUUUGGUUUAUGUGGAUUCCAUCUCGUACAUAUUUGAAAUCAAGUUGAGGUAUUCGGAGCUUCAACAUGUGACAUAAUUUCUUGUUCUGCAA